This is a messenger RNA of Danio aesculapii, 1864 nucleotides long. RefSeq names its product prolyl 3-hydroxylase family member 4 (inactive) (gene p3h4). Bases 82 to 1371 code for a protein of 429 amino acids. Gene Ontology annotation, molecular function: collagen binding; protein binding. The record is from RefSeq and is a predicted model, not a curated record. NCBI's taxonomy places the organism in Eukaryota, Metazoa, Chordata, Actinopteri, Cypriniformes, Danionidae. Gene Ontology annotation, biological process: peptidyl-lysine hydroxylation; collagen fibril organization. Gene Ontology annotation, cellular component: endoplasmic reticulum. The transcript is spliced from 7 exons.
AGAUUUCCUACGUGCAGUCUGACGUUGUCUGCUCCAUAAUAGACAUACUGUUCGCAGGGAUCUGUGCAUAAUAAGAGGAACAUGGUCCAUACAAAACAUACAAAAACGUGUUUUUUCGUAUUUUUCAGUAUCGCAUAUUCUUCCUCUAUUGUGCAGGCUCAGUAUGAGAAAUACAGCUUUAAAAGCUUUCCCAUGAACGACCUCAUGCCACUGGAGUCUGCGUACGGACAUGCUCUAGAGAUGUAUGCUACUCAGGAAUGGAAGCAAAGUCUUAAUUAUCUGGAACUAAGCCUGCGACUCCAUCGCCUGCUGAGAGACAGCGAAGCUUAUUGCAGUAGUAACUGUAGCACUGUGUGUAGGCAACAUGAAAACAACAGCACGGGCACUGCGUUCAGGAUAAUGGAACACAUCAUAUUGCGAGCCGCGUGCCUUAAAAUGUGCAAAACAAAUUUUCCCGUGUUUUCCAAAUCGUAUCCCAAACGAGAAACUUUGGCUGCAUUUGAAAAGAGGAUACCCUACCGGUAUCUUCAAUUUGUCUACUACCAGAUGAAUGAGUUGGAAAGAGCCGUUUCUGCAGCACACACAUAUCUGCAGCGAAACCCUGGGGACCCCCUUCUAUCUAGAAGUGUGAACUAUUAUAAAAGCCUUUUCGAUCUGGAAGAGUACCUCAUAGACCAUGAAGAAAAGCCCUAUGAGGCUUUAUUCCUGAAGGCUGUGAAGCUAUAUAAUUCUGGGGAUUUUAGCAGCAGUGCACGUGAUAUGGAACUGACAGCUGCUGAGUAUUUCACUAAAUACCAGAUGUGUUUGUUGUCCUGUGAAGGGUCAUAUGAUGUUCAGGAGUUCAAAGACUUUUACCCAGCCUUAGCAGAGCUGUAUUUUGAAGUAUUGCAGUGUAAAGUAAAAUGUGAGGAGAAUUUGAUGCCCAAUGUUGGUGGUUACUUUGUGGAGAAAUUUGUAGCCACAAUGUUCCACUACAUGCAGUUUGCUUAUUUCAAAUUAAAUGAUGCUCGCAAUGCAGCAUUGUGUGCAGCAAGCUAUAUGCUGUUUGAUGGAGAUGAUCAAGUGAUGCAGCAAAACAUGGCCUACUACAGAUUCUACAGAGAAAAGUGGGGACUGCAGGAUGAGCAUUUUAAACCACGUCCAGAAGCGUUUAAAUACUACAAUCUAGUUACCAAACUGAGGGAACUGCUGGAGUUUGCUAAUAAUUAUUUACAGACAGAUGAUGAGGAUACUGUGAGUGCAGAUGAGGCAGUUCUGUCGAAUCCUCCUGAUGAAGAGUUUGAGGGAAUCGGGGACUACGAGGAGUCUUUUUUGGCUGAAUGGUGGCAGGAACCCAAAACUAAAGGAGACACAGGAGAACCUGUAGAAUAAAAUGAAUGUUAUUAUUAUGGUGGUUAGAGAAAACCAACAUACUGUUAUACAACAUAAACUUCUCCUUCUGAGUCUAUUUUAAGCAUGCAUCUCCACCUAGACCUUUCAGACCAUAACCACCAAACUAUUCUAAAUUAAGUUGUAUCCUAAAAUAUUGGACCAAUUUUUUUGAGCUCAUAACUGCACCAGCCUGUCAUACAGAUUUAAGUGUGCUGUAUGUAAGUUUUUACUACAGCAAAAACAAUUUGAUAAUAUGUUAACAGAUAUUGAAGAAACAUAACAUGUAAACAUAAUUGUUUAUAUGCAAAGCAAAGCUAAAGUCAGUUAUUCUUCUUUGGAAAUGUGCAUUCCAUGUUGGAAUGUUUGUGUUUUUCUUACCUGCCCCACUUCCAGUUUAGCCAUUUAUGUCUCAGCUCUCUGGCAUGUCUUGUUUCAUUUCGUUCAUGAUGGCUGCUUCAAUGUAUAUGGCCACGUCUAAAAAAAAAAAAGCAAA